This is a messenger RNA of Onychostruthus taczanowskii (white-rumped snowfinch), 1057 nucleotides long. It is a transcript of the gene EMC8, whose product is annotated as ER membrane protein complex subunit 8. Gene Ontology annotation, cellular component: EMC complex. The coding region runs from base 89 to 688 and encodes 199 amino acids. The transcript has 5 exons. The record is from RefSeq and is a predicted model, not a curated record. Lineage: Eukaryota; Metazoa; Chordata; Aves; Passeriformes; Passeridae.
GCUCGGCGGCGGGCGGGGAGCGGCGCUGGGCGGGGAGCGGGGCCGCACCGGGCCGGAGCGGGCCGGACCGCGGCCGGGGCUCGGCACCAUGAAGCUGACCACGCAGGCUUACUGCAAGAUGGUGCUGCACGGCGCCAAGUACCCGCACUGCGCCGUCAACGGGCUCCUGGUGGCCGAGAGGCCGCCGGCCCCGCGGCCGCCGCAGCCCGCGCUGUUCGUGGAUUGCAUCCCGCUCUUCCACGGCACGCUGGCGCUCGCCCCCAUGCUGGAGGUGGCCCUGACCCUGAUUGAUUCCUGGUGCAAGGAGAACAGCUACGUGAUAGCUGGAUAUUACCAGGCGAACGAACGCGUGAAAGAUGCCAGCCCAAACCAGGUCGCAGAGAAGGUGGCCUCCCGGAUUGCCGAGGGUUUCACGGACACUGCGCUCAUCAUGGUUGACAACACCAAGUUCACCAUGGAGUGUGUGGAGCCUGCCAUCCACGUGUACGAGCUGCACGAGAACAAGUGGAGGUGCAAGGACCCCCACGUCGACUUCUGUGAAGACUGGACGGAAGCCCAGCGAAUCGCUGCCUCCCUGCUGGACAGCAAGUCCUACGAGACACUGGUGGAUUUCGAUAAUCACCUGGAUGACAUCCGCAACGACUGGACAAACCCGGAGAUCAACAAAGCUGUGCUGCACCUGUGCUAGGAGGGACCCUCCUGACUAAUCCACGGGCAUUCCCACUCUGUACUGAAGAGAGAAAAAUGCUAUUUUUGAAUGUAAACAGAAUUCAUAUUCAGUACCUUGUGUGGAAAGCUGACUGAUUAAAGAGGAGUGGCCUCUGUGUCCGUAAAGCCGCGGAAUGUUGGUGGUGACAUUCCCUGGAAGAGCUGCCAGCUGUCACUUCCAGCUGUCCUCGUGGACGCCAUCCCACUUGUAGUGAAUGUUGCUAUUCCUUGGAAACCAGAACUGCUUCUGCUUGGCCCUCACUGUUCCUAUUCCAAAGUUUUGACUUCAGCUUUUCUAAUCUUUAGAGAGGUUACUUUUUAAUGAUUUCUGGAAAUACCUUUCCAAAAA